AUGGCCGCGACGAUGUCGACUCCUCGAUACGCAGAGGCAACGAGCCGGCUGGAGUCGCUACCUGCUGAACUCCUCGAAAGGAUCCUGCUCGAAGCGAUACGCGGAGUGCAACCCGCACUGACGGAAACAACGGUGUCUCUCAACAGACGAUGUAUGCAAGAAACGCUCAGCGGGCAAUCCCGCGCUUCCAAACUCCUCGCGCUUAGGUACGUGGGCCGCACCGUUUACAACCACGCAUGGCGCGCUUUUGCAAAAGUAAUCGACGAGACCACCUUCGACCUAUGCUCAAUGCAGAGCAUGAAAAACCUCGUGGCCUUAGCGAAUUGCAAGGAUUUGACCCCAUGGGCUCGAAAACUGACUGUCACUUCUCGCUACACCGAGCAUCUCCUGCCAGAAAUUGGUAACGUGGAAACUGGUCGAGUUUUUACGCUCGAUGAAGUAUUUGAAGCUGGCCUCUUGGAUAGGAUUCAGUCUAUCACAAAGGAUGCCCUCAACUGGUACCCGGAGCUGUGGCUGUCUUCCGAAGACUAUGACGGCAGCACUGCACAUACACUACAGGAUAGCGUUAGGAGCAGUCAGCUUUGGCAACUCGUUCUAUCGUGUCUGGAAGCUUUGCCGAAUAUAGUCAACUUCCAUUACUGCGCGAGGAGAGUAGCGGAUAGGUGCAAGGAAGUCGUUCGAGAGAUGUCAAUGACCAAGGGCUUGGGCAUCUUCUGGUAUUCAUAUGAGCACUCAGGCAUUCAAAUCGGUCAAAGCCUCCUCCUGAGCGCCCUAGCGCAAUCUAUCGUUCUUCCCAAGAGACUCGAACUCGUUACGGAGAUGAACGGAUUACAUUGCUUCACAACGCAAACUACGAUACAAGUCAUCAAAAAGGUCUCGAGCGAAGUCGAGGUUCUGAUUCUCCGAGACGAGUUUAGCGAUGAUAGGUUUCAGCAAAAUCCACCCCAAGCAUUGUUGACCGUGGCUAUCACCAGAGACACCUUUCCAGCAUUACAUACGCUCGUUCUGGACGGCUUGGUUCAGCACAGUACCCUCGGCGGCAACAAUUUGGAGUCACCGCUUCCAUCGGCCAUGGACUUACCCACUGUGGCGAAUCUCGUGUUCAGAGACACCAAAGUCGACCACCUGAGGCUAGUCAAUUUCAUCGCUCUGUUUAGAGAAACGAUUCGCCAAAUAACGUUCGUGGACAUGUACAACGACAACUACAAGUCGAUAUUUGAGCUUUGCCAAAAUCUCAAUCUCGAGCGCUUGGAGAUUACUGAUGGUUAUGGUGACGACUCGCUUGACGUUAUGCUCAUCACAGACGUUCCGAAAGCAUUCUUUUAUGGUGCCGCAAAGACUGUUGUUGUCGAUCCACCAAGGAGUAUGCGUGCUCUCGCUGAAUCCUCUGCCAAAAACGAAGACAAGGAUGCCCAAGAGUAUCCGAAAUAA
This is a messenger RNA of Alternaria metachromatica, 1431 nucleotides long. RefSeq lists its product as uncharacterized. The record is from RefSeq and is a predicted model, not a curated record. The transcript has a single exon. Bases 1 to 1431 code for a protein of 476 amino acids. NCBI's taxonomy places the organism in Eukaryota, Fungi, Ascomycota, Dothideomycetes, Pleosporales, Pleosporaceae.